Molecule: messenger RNA, 2250 nt
Organism: Daphnia carinata
Lineage: Eukaryota; Metazoa; Arthropoda; Branchiopoda; Diplostraca; Daphniidae
Gene: Arp5
Product: actin-related protein 5-like
Exons: 11
Coding region: 115-2115 (666 amino acids)
Biological process (GO): regulation of DNA-templated transcription
Cellular component (GO): cytoplasm; Ino80 complex
Source: RefSeq, a predicted model, not a curated record
AAGUCAGAAGAGAAAAGCCAGCGACGCCGACGGAUGUCCUAGUCCAAAUCAUUGUCAAGUUUGCAACCAAAGUAUAAAGUCAUAGCUAUAAAACGUCUAGAGAGGUAUUAAGAAAUGGCAGAAGAUGAGGUUUUCACUUUUCGUGAUGCAAAACCAACCCCGGACAUAUAUCACGUAUACGAUGAUUCUCUGAAGGGAAAUAAUGCACCGGCAUUAGUGUUGGAUCAUGGAUCUUACCAUUGUCGUGCUGGGUGGGCUGUUGAUCCUAAUCCAAAACUGACAUUCAGGAACCUCAUGGCAAAACUUAGAAAGGAGAAAGGAAAAUCAGAUGUGGAAAUUUUGGUAGGAAAUGAUAUUGCCAAUUUUGAGGCAGUUCGUUUUCAGUUGAAAUCUGCAUUUGAUCGUGAUGUCAUUACUCAGAUAGACACAGUGGAAACAGUAUUUGAUUAUGCUUUUUCUCACUUGGGAAUUGAUACAGAAGGUUCAGUUGAACAUCCUUUGGUAUUGACUGAAGCUGUAUGCAAUCCUUCUCCUGCAAGGCAGUUUAUUAAUGAACUAUUAUUUGAAUGUUAUCAAGUACCAGCUGUCUCAGUGGGAAUAGAUGCUCUUUUUAGUUUACAGCAUAACUUUUCCAAACCUUGUGUUGAUCUUCCUACGUCCCUUGUGGUGCGACUCGGAUAUCAAACGACGCAUAUCUUGCCAAUUAUAGGGGGUAAAUGUGAUCCUCAAGGAAUACGUAGAAUAAAUUUGGGUGGGCUUCAAAUGAUUUCCCAUUUGCACCGCUUACUUCAACUUAAGUAUCCGUCUCAUUUGUCAUCCGUAACAUUUAGUCGAGCAGAGGAGCUUAUACAUGAUUAUGGGUACAUAGCUGAAGAUUAUCUGGAAGAACUUAGCAAAUGGGCUGAUGGUGACUUCUAUGAUAUGAAUGUUCGCAAAAUCCAACUACCAUUUACUCCAGCUCCUACGGCGGCUGAAACUAGUUUGAAUCUAGAGCAACAGCAACAACGUAGAAAAGAAAAUGUUAAAAGGCUGGUCGAAAUCAAUGCGAAGAAACGCGAGGAGCGAUUGGCAUUAGACGAAGAACGUUUGGAAACGUUGCAGAUUAUUCAGCACCAGUUGGCAGAAGUGGAUGAUGCUUUGGCGGUAAAAUUACUAAGACAAGCAGAAAUUACCGACGAACACCAUUUGGAACAAGAAAUUCAGAACUUGCAAGAUCGUGUGUCCAGGACACGGCAAAAAAUGGCUACCGCUGCAGCUAAUCAAAAUGAGGAAGGGGAACCAAAAAAACCGACGGAAACGGCCGAAUUCCAGGAAUGGUUAGAAGGUAUCCGCAAACAGAGAACAGAGAUCCUUUCUCGAAGAAGAGAAAGGCAGCAACGUCGUCAGGAACUUACGAAACGAAAAUCUGCAGCCGCGCAAGAAAGGAUGCGUAUAUUAAGUAUGCUUGCAAAAAGUGGGGGAACCGGACCAGGCAAGAAAAAGGAGGACACUUUCGGUAUGAAGGAUGAAGAUUGGGAUAUUUACAAAGCUGUUAGCAAAGACGGAGGAGGAUCCGACAGCGAAGCAGAACAAGAAAAAUUAAAUGACCUCGAAUCUGCGUUGAAGCGAUAUGACCCCAAUUUCAAGAACUACAGUGGUGGUUCUUCGAAUGUCGGCGAAGGCGGUGCAGGUGGUUUCGUUCCCACAGCUGAGUUUUAUCAGCUUCAUAUUGGUACCGAGCGCAUUCGAGCUCCUGAGCUAUUCUUUCAACCUAGUUUUAUUGGCUCUCAUCAAGCCGGCAUUUCCGAAACUAUCGACUACGUCGUAAAACUUUACGACUCAGAAACACAGCUUCGUCUGGUAAAUAACGUAUUCGUCACUGGAGGGUGUGCCAAUAUUCCUGGUUUACUGCCAAGACUGAAAAAAGAUCUCUUAUCGAUGCGACCGUUUGAAUCUCCUUUUAACGUAAAUAUUGCGGCCGAUCCAGCCGGAGAUGCGUGGAAAGGGGCGCGUGAUUUUGCUAGAGUUGCGACACCGUCCGCCUACCUUUCUCGAUCCGAAUAUCAAGAAUGCGGCGCACACUAUUUCGUCGAGCAUCAUGCGUCGAACAGGCGAUUUGCAUUGACUAAACAGUGAACCGUGACCUCAUUUCGUUGGAUCCAUCGUGUAUUUUACGUACAAUUUUAAACUUUCUACAUAUUUCUGGUUCAGCCAGAUAAAUGUCAAAGUUUAUCUAAUAGUUUUUAUUUAAUGAGUCAUUGAACCAAUUUA